Messenger RNA from Bactrocera dorsalis (oriental fruit fly), 2478 nucleotides. It is a transcript of the gene YME1L, whose product is annotated as ATP-dependent zinc metalloprotease YME1L. The transcript is spliced from 10 exons. Gene Ontology annotation, biological process: mitochondrion organization; protein quality control for misfolded or incompletely synthesized proteins. The record is from RefSeq and is a predicted model, not a curated record. Gene Ontology annotation, cellular component: mitochondrial inner membrane. The coding region runs from base 236 to 2377 and encodes 713 amino acids. Gene Ontology annotation, molecular function: ATP-dependent peptidase activity; ATP binding; ATP hydrolysis activity. Lineage: Eukaryota; Metazoa; Arthropoda; Insecta; Diptera; Tephritidae.
GUUGUUGCUUAUCAAGCAUCAACAAAUUGAGACAUAAAUCAAAUAAUUACACCUCGUAAUAAUUAGAACGCGUUUAACACCACUUUUUGAUUAAGACAGAGAUGUUUGCAGCCAUCAGCCCGCGAUUCUGUGUGGUCAAUUUUGAUUAUGACAUUUUGGUUGUCAUCGCGUAAAACCUGCCUUGUUUCGUUUGCCUUUUGGUAAAAGAAAAUAUUGUAUUUAAAGGAAGUUAAUAAUGUUUUGUGCAUAUACACAUUUGGGAAGCCUGGGGCGAAAGCCCACACAUAAUCGCUAUAUUGCAAGGACAAGAACAGCUGGUGAAAGGAGAACGGCGGAAACAAGACCUUACCAAUUUGAUUUGAUGAGAGACUUAUCACAGCUUGUAAACAAGUCUCCCCGUAAUAUUAAACGAAUAAUGGAACACAAUGCCUGCUCUCGUUCAUUCUUCAACCCACAACGGAUAAAUGAUGUACUAUCAAGAACGAAAACCACUAUUACCUCGAAUGGUAUUUGUGUAAGUGUGGAUAUCGGCUUACCCAUGCGAAAGCGUGCCAAACACUUGAUUGAUAUCACUUUUAGUGCAUCUGGACAGAUGAAUUCAAAGUUACUUGUCCCAUUAUUUGGCCAACAAAUAGGUUUUGUUCGACAUUUCAAAACGGAUCGCUCUAUUGAUGCAGAGAUGAAAAGGAAUCCUACAAUAUUUUCUAGAUUAAAAACAGCUUUCGGCGGAAGCUCACAAAAAAUUGAUGCGGAAAUGUCUCAAGUACAAGCGGAAACAUUAAAAAAAUUGCUUCAAAAAAGUAGUGAACAAGGACAAAAGAAAAAUGAAGUGGAUAAUAUUAAAAUAGCCUUUGCCGAAGGGUAUUUGGCUGCUACAAACUCCGAUGAGUCACCUAAAUCGGGGAAAACUAUGAAAUACCUUAAAGUUUUUCAACAACUAUUAGUAAUAGUUGUCUUCAUUGGAAUAUUUCUAAGUUUGUUUUCGUCCUCAAAUGGUUCUAUGUUUAGUAGAAUACAACUGGGCAACCAAGUAGAAGUAGAUCCAGAAGAAAUUCAUGUGACAUUUGAUGAUGUUAAGGGAUGUGAUGAAGCGAAACAAGAGUUAAAAGAGGUCGUGGAAUUUCUUAAAAGUCCUGAAAAGUUUUCCAAUUUGGGGGGUAAAUUGCCAAAAGGUGUGCUAUUAGUUGGACCUCCUGGUACUGGCAAAACACUACUUGCCCGUGCGGUGGCUGGCGAGGCAAACGUUCCAUUCUUCCAUGCUGCUGGUCCUGAAUUUGAUGAAGUACUCGUUGGCCAGGGAGCAAGACGUGUACGCGAUCUAUUUAAAGCAGCAAAGCAGCGUGCCCCUUGUGUGAUUUUUAUCGAUGAAAUCGAUUCAGUUGGAGCAAAACGAACGAAUUCAGUUUUACAUCCAUAUGCCAACCAAACCAUUAAUCAAUUGUUGGCAGAAAUGGACGGUUUCCACCAAAAUGCAGGUGUAAUCGUAUUAGGCGCCACAAAUAGGCGAGAUGAUCUUGACCAAGCCUUAUUGCGGCCAGGACGAUUUGAUGUUGAGGUUGUGGUAUCCACCCCAGACUUUACUGGUCGAAAGGAAAUCCUUUCACUUUAUUUAGCAAAAAUUCUUCAUGACGAAAUUGAUUUGGAUAUGUUGGCUCGAGGUACAUCUGGUUUUACAGGUGCAGAUUUGGAGAAUAUGAUAAACCAAGCAGCUUUAAGAGCCGCUAUAGAUGGGGCCGAAACCGUAACAAUGAAACAUUUGGAAAGUGCACGGGACAAAGUUUUAAUGGGUCCCGAAAGAAAGGCCCGGUUACCUGAUGAAGAGGCAAACCUUAUCACAGCGUACCACGAAGGUGGUCACGCUAUUGUUGCUUAUUAUACUAAGGAAUCACACCCAUUGCAUAAGGUUACAAUAAUGCCAAGAGGUCCUUCACUUGGUCACACUGCAUACAUUCCUGAAAAGGAGCGUUACCAUGUGACUAAAGCUCAACUUCUAGCCAUGAUGGAUACAAUGAUGGGAGGAAGAGCAGCGGAAGAGUUAGUUUUUGGUGUGGAAAAAAUCACAUCCGGGGCGAGCAGUGACUUAAAGCAAGCUACUUCCAUCGCAACGCAUAUGGUCAAAGACUGGGGUAUGUCGGAGAAGGUGGGGCUUCGCACAUUUGACAAUGCAAAAGGACUUGUUGCAGCGGAAUCAUUAGGCCCAAAUACGGUAGAAAUAGUUGAUGCCGAGAUAAAGCGAAUUUUAAAUGAAAGUUACGAGCGCGCUAAGGCAAUAUUAAGGAAACAUACGAAAGAACAUAAGGCAUUAGCCGAGGCGUUACUAAAGUACGAAACUCUUGACGCGGAAGAUAUAAAAGCUAUAAUGAAUGAUUCGCAUUAGCUGCAUUAUAUUAAAAUUAAAAAUAUUUGGUAAAACUUUUAACAAAAAAUGGUAAAUAAAGACUUAAGCUGUUAAGCCUGGCUAAACAUUUAUAAAUAAGA